Molecule: messenger RNA, 1973 nt
Organism: Sebastes umbrosus (honeycomb rockfish)
Lineage: Eukaryota; Metazoa; Chordata; Actinopteri; Perciformes; Sebastidae
Gene: slc7a6os
Product: solute carrier family 7 member 6 opposite strand
Exons: 5
Coding region: 162-1151 (329 amino acids)
Biological process (GO): developmental process
Source: RefSeq, a predicted model, not a curated record
CGAGCAUCUAAAAUCAAGCAGAGCUGUUUAACUGGUUGCUCACUUCAACGUAGUGAACAUAAAGGCGGCGCACUCCCCGUUUCUCUCCUCCCUCCUCCACCGCUCUGCCAGUCAGCCAGACAAACGAAGCAGCAAACUCAGACAAGAGAGGAACAACAAACAUGGAUCCGAAUACGACCAUCCUGCGAGUCAAGAGGAAAAGGGGCACCGACCCGGCAGACGCUUUGUUGCUGGCGUGUAAACGUAUCCGACCGGAGACGUCAGGAGAACCGGUACCGGAGCCAAACGAAGAAGCGGAGGUGGAAAACUCUGUGUUCAAACUCGUGGCGACCGUAGCGACACAGGAUGCUCCUGUCCAGACACAGGUGCGACAGGCGUUGGCUCGGCCUCGCAUGGCCCACGCACUGCGCCCCUCUGCCUCCAGCUCACAACGGAUAAUCGGGGACCUACGGAGCACAAAGUGGAGCACCCGGAGGGAGGAACGCUACAGAAUACUCUCCAGCCACCGUACAGGUCUGUCGAGCCCAGCUGAGCAGCAAACCCCCCAGACAGAAGCUUCUGAGGGCGUGGAGGAAACUGAGAAAGAGCAGGACAAAUGUUUGAGUCUCGGUGCGAUCCAGGUGGUUGAUCUCCUACAUGAGGAUGUAGAGGACCAGGAUAAAUCUUCUGGCAAGACGCUGUCCUCAGACCCAGAAGUGAUCCUGUGUAACAGCACCAAGAUGCUGCGGGAGUGCCUGAGCAUAACCGGAGAGAGACUGGGGGAAGAGCACCGGGAGCAAGAGGCCGACUACGUCUACGACCUGUACUACCAGGAAACGGUCGCACCAGGCUGGAUCCAGGACAUCCUAUCUGUCAGGGCCUACGCCGAUGAGGGAGAACUGGUGCCUGACCUUGUGGUUCAUGAAGAGGAGGUGUAUGAAGAUGAGGAUGAUGAAAACGAGGAAGGCAACUGGAGGAAUGACUACCCCGAUGAGGAUAGUGAUGCAGACAGUGACAGAGAGGAGCGCUAUGGUGGUUACUUUGAGGAGGAGCACUCGUACAGCCGGAGGAGCUGGGGUACCUACCAGACGGAAGUGCUGCAAGCGCUGAGCCGCCGUGGUGAAGAUGAAAACGAGGACGAUGAUGAUGGAGACAAAUACCAUUCCGAUUGAUCCAUCCCUUAACCCAAACCUGUCAGUGGAUCUUCCCAACGCCCCAUCUCCUCAAAUAACACCAUAGACCUCUGUGUAGGUGAGAGUGAACCAAAACAGCUGCUCAUAGCGGCACAUAAUAGAAACCUGAAAAAACGUACUUCAAGAAAUCCCAUUUUACAGUGUAGCGAUUGUGUAGCACGCAUCAGAUUUGACCAAGGUUAGAAAAAAAUGACUGAAAACAUCUUGUUCUUAAGUUAACACCCUGUAUGUUUAAAAAAAAAAAAAAAAGUUUUUAUGUGCAGAUGUAAAUGUCAGUCACAAAGCUUGUCAACCACUAAUGGUUCAGAAAAUUACAUAUAUCAGUAAACAUCUUUUUAGGGUCAAAUCCAUCCCCAUCUCUACUACACAGAUGGUGAAGGAGUCGGUGUUAUUUCCAGAAGGAUCCAGAGUGUCUUUAUUUUUUACUGUGGUGGAGUGAAUUUGUGUGUGGGUGUUUGUUCAACGUGGAUGUGUGUUAAAAAAAUGUUGCACAUUAGUGUGAUAUGCCUCGUAUGCUUUGUGCUGUUAACACUAAUGUUAGUGAGACGUCUUGGGCCGCGUGUGGUUGCAACUUAGGGUGCAUUUUGUGCAUGGUAGUGUGCGUAGGUAUAAUUGUGUGUGUUAGAUUUUUGGCAUAAUGUGAAAGCGUGACGCAUACGUUUUGUUGUGGGUGUGCGAGUUUGGUUCCGAAAUUUGAAGUUCAGAUUGUUUCUCUUGGAUGCUUGUUGAAUUUGACUUUUUUUUUGUAAAUAUGUAGAUGUGUAUAAAAAGAAAGCUUUCAAAAUAAACUUAAUAAACAUC